Molecule: messenger RNA, 6522 nt
Organism: Hippopotamus amphibius kiboko
Lineage: Eukaryota; Metazoa; Chordata; Mammalia; Artiodactyla; Hippopotamidae
Gene: PLXNB3
Product: plexin B3
Exons: 35
Coding region: 158-6100 (1980 amino acids)
Biological process (GO): regulation of cell shape; negative regulation of cell migration; regulation of GTPase activity
Cellular component (GO): semaphorin receptor complex
Molecular function (GO): semaphorin receptor activity; protein binding
Source: RefSeq, a predicted model, not a curated record
CAGCGAUUGCAUUGUGGGGAGGGAGACUGCGGCUCCUCCGGGACACACGCCUGGCGCUGCCGGCUGCUCCUUGAUCCCGGCCGGUGGCCCACCCAGGACAAUGCUCCCCACAGCCGUCCUGUGCCCGUCACCACUGCCCCGGGGCAGCUGAGCUGAGAUGCGCCUCCCUUGGUGUCACACCGCCUGGGCGAUGCCUCUGCCGCCGCAUGUCGCCGAGGGCCCCGCAGUGGCGCCCCGGCCUUCGCUGGGCACCCGCCUGCUGCUCAUGCUGCCGCUGCUGUGCCCACCCCUCGCCCCGACGCGGGCGCACCGCUUCUCGGCGCCCAACACCACCCUCAACCGCUUGGCGCUGGCGCCGGGCCAGGGCGCGCUCUACGUGGGCGCAGUGAACCGCCUCUUCCAGCUCAGCCCCGAGCUGCAGCUCGAGUCGGUGGCCGUAACAGGCCCAGUCCUCGACAGCCCAGACUGCGUGCCCUUCCGGGACCCUGCUGAGUGCCCGCAGGCCCGGCUCACCAACAACGCCAACCAGCUGCUGCUGGUGAGCGGCCGGGCCCGGGAGCUGGUGGCCUGUGGGCAGGUGCGCCAAGGCGUGUGCGAGAAGCGGCGCCUGGAGGAUGUGGCGCAGCUGCUGUACCGGGCUGAGGACCCUGGCGACGGGCAGUUCGUGGCUGCCAACGCGCCGGGGGUGGCCACGGUGGGCCUGGUGGUGCCCGGGCCGGGCCGGGACCUCCUGCUGGUGGCCAGGGGCCCGGGGGGCAAGCUGUCGGGCGGGGUGCCGCCCCUGACUGUGCGCCAGCUGGCUGGGCCGCAGCCCUUCUCCAGCGAGGGCCUGGGCCGCCUGGUGGUGGGUGACCUCUCCGACUACAACAACAGCUACGUGGCGGCCCUUGCUGACGCUCGCUCAGCCUACUUCGUCUUCCGCCGCCGCGGGGCUCGGGCGCAGGCCGAGUACCGCUCCUACGUGGCCCGGGUCUGCCUGGGAGAUGCCAACCUCUACUCGUACGUGGAAGUGCCCCUCACCUGCCGGGGCCACGGCCUUGUCCAGGCUGCCUCCCUUGCCCCAGGCGCCUUACUGGGCGCAUUUGCUGCAGGCCCGAGGGGGGCGCAGGCGGCCCUGUGCGCCUUUCCCCUGGCCGAGCUGGACGCGAGCAUGGAGCAGGCCCGGCGCCUUUGCUACACCGCGGGUGGCCGGGGCCCCAGCGGCAUGGAGGAAGCCACUGUGGAGUACGGCGUCACAUCGCACUGCGUCACCCUGCCCCCCGACUCCCCCGAGUCAUACCCCUGUGGCGAUGAACACACCCCGAGCCCCAUUGCAGGCCGCCAGCCCCUGGAGGCAGGGCCUCUGCUGCAGCUCGGACGCCCCAUCAGCGCUGUCGCAGCUCUCUGGGCAGACGGGCACACGAUAGCCUUUGUGGGGGACGUGCACGGCCAGCUGCAUAAGGUCUUUCUCAAUGGCACCAGAGGCCAGGUGUACCACUCACAACAAGUGGGGCCCCCGGGCUUGGCCAUCAGCCCUGACCUGCUGGUGGACAACAGCGGCAGCCACCUCUACGUCCUGACUUCGCAGCAGGUGGACCGGGUACCCGUGGCAGCCUGCCCCCAGUUCCCCGACUGCAGCAGCUGCCUCCAGGCCCGGGACCCGCUGUGCGGCUGGUGCGUCCUGCAGGGCAGGUGUACCCGCAAGGGCCAGUGUGGGCGGGCAGCCCAGCCCAACCAGUGGCUGUGGAGCUACGAGGACAGCCGCUGCCUGCACGUGCAGAGCCUACUGCCGGCUCACCACCCCCGCCAGGAGCAGGGCCAGAUCACCUUGUCUGUGCCAUGGCUGCCCACCCUUGCCGUGGAGGAAUACUUCCAUUGUGCCUUUGGAGACUAUGACAGCUUGGCUCACGUGGAAGGGACCCACGUGGCCUGUGUCACCCCUCCCCAAGACCAGCUGCCGCCUAACCCUCCAGGCACAGACCACGUCACCUUGCCCCUGGCCCUGAUGUUUGAGGACGUGGCCAUGGCUGCCACCAACUUCUCCUUCUACGACUGCAGUGCCACCCAGGCCUUGGAGGCAGCUGCCCCGUGCCGCGCUUGUGUAGGCAGCCUCUGGCGGUGCCACUGGUGCCCCCAGAGCAGCCGCUGUGUGUACGGGGAACGCUGCCCAGAGGGCGAGAGGACCAUCUACAGCGCCCACCAGGCGGACAUCCAGGUGCGUGGCCCAGGGGCUUGUCCCCGGGUCGAGGGCCUGGCAGGCCCCCUCCUGGUGCCCGUGGGCUGGGAGAGCCGUCUGGCCCUGCGCGUGCAGAACCUUCAGCAUUUCCGGGGCCUGCCUGCCCCCUACCACUGCUGGCUGGAGCUGCCCGGAGGACUGCAGAGGCUGACGGCCUCCUUGGAGGAGGUGGCCGGGGACGCGGGCCUCGUCCACUGCCAGGCCCAGCAGUUCCAGCCCCGCCUGGCCCGGCGGGAGCUGCUGGUGCCCAUCUACGUCACCCGGGGUGAGGGCCAGCGGCUGGACAAUGCCCGCACUCUUCAUGUCACCCUGUACGACUGUGCCGUGGGCCACCCUGACUGCAGCCACUGCCAGGCAGCCAACAGCAGCCUCGGCUGCCUGUGGUGCAGCCACGAGCAGCCCGCCUGUCGCUAUGGGCCGCUGUGCCCGCCUGGGGCCGUGGAGCCGCUCUGUCCCACACCCAGCAUCGACACAAUUGAGCCCCUGACUGGCCCCCCUGAGGGCGGCUUGGCCCUCACCAUCCUGGGCUCCAACCUGGGCCGGGACUUUGCCGACGUGCAGGACGCCGUGAGUGUGGCUGGCCAGCCCUGCAGCCCUGACCCCUCUCUCUACCGCAUCUCCGCCCGGAUUGUGUGUGUGACAUCUCCUGCCCCCAAUGGCACUGUGGGGCCAAUCCAAGUGGCCAUUAAGAGUCGGCCACCAGGCAUCUCAACCCAGCACUUCACCUACCAGGACCCCGUCCUGCUGAGCCUGAGUCCCCAGUGGGGCCCCCAGGCAGGGGGCACCCAGCUGACCAUCCAUGGGCAGCACCUCCAGACAGGAGGCAACGUCAGCGCGUUUGUGGGCAGCCAGCCCUGUCGUAUCCAGGAGCCGACGUGUCCUGAGGCCAUCGUGUGCCACACCAUGCCCCAGGCCAGCCCAGGAGAAGCUGUGGUUCGAGUGCUCUUUGGCCAUGUCCAGCGCACACUACUCGCCAGCCCCUUCCGCUACACCGCGGACCCCCAGCUCGUGGCAGCGGAGCCCAGCGUCAGUUUCCGGGGGGGCGGGCGACUGAUCCAAGUCAGGGGCACUGGCCUGGAUGUGGUACAGUGGCCCCUGCUGUCCGUGUGGCUGGAGGCCACAGAGGUGGCUGCUGUGGAGGUGCUGCCCUGGGACCCGACCCCAAGGAGGAGCUGUGGGGCUCCCGCUGCAGCCCCCCAGGCUUGUAUCCAGCUUGAGGGGGGCUUGCUGCAGUGCUCCACCAUCUGCUCCGUCAACUCGUCCAGCCUCCUCCUGUGCCGCAGCCCUGCGGUGCCAGACGGGGCCAGCCCCCGGCGGGUCUUCUUCAGCCUGGACAACGUGCACGUGGACUUCGCCAGUGCCAGCGGGGGCCAGGACUUCCUGUACCAGCCCAACCCCCGCCUGGCCCCCCUCAGCCGCGAGGGGCCCACCCGCCCCUACCGCCUCAAGCCAGGCCACAUCCUGGACGUGGAGGGUGAGGGUCUCAACCUGGGCAUCAGCAAGGAAGAAGUGCGCGUGCACAUCGGCGAUGGCACGUGCCUGGUGAAGACACUCACGCUCACCCACCUGUACUGCGAGCCGCCCGCGCAGGCCCCGCAGCCCACCAAUGGCUCCGGCCCCCUGCCGCAAUUCGUGGUGAGGCUGGGCCCUGGGUGCAGGGGGGGCAGGUGGAGCACGGAAGGCCUGCCCUCAGGAGCCCUGCCCCCACCCCAGGUGCAGAUGGGCGACGUGCGCCUGGCGCUGGGCCCCGUCCAGUAUGAGGCUGAGCCUGUGCUGUCCGCCUUCCCCGUGGAGGCCCAGGCGGGCCUGGGCUUGGGCGUGGCUGUGCUGAUCGCCGCCGUGCUCCUCCUUACCCUCAUGUACAGGCACAAGAGCAGGCAGGCUCUGCGGGACUACCAGAAGGUUCUGGUGCAGUUGGAGAACCUGGAGAUCGGCGUGGGCGACCAGUGCCGAAAGGAGUUCACAGACCUGAUGACAGAGAUGAGUGACCUCAGCAGCGACCUGGAGGCCAGCGGGAUCCCCUUCUUGGACUACCGCACAUACGCCGAGCGCGUCUUCUUCCCUGGGCGCGGCAGCUGCCCGCUGCAGCCUGUCCUCGAGGGGCCCGGGGAAGAGGGCCGCCGCACGCCCGUCCGCCAGGGCCUCAUGCAGCUCUCCAACCUGCUCAACAGCAAGCUCUUCCUCCUUACACUCAUCCGCACCCUGGAGGAGCAGCCCGGCUUCUCCCAGCGGGACCGCUGCCACGUGGCUUCACUGCUGUCCCUGGCACUGCACAGCAAGCUCGAGUACCUGACUGACAUCACAAGGACGCUGCUCGGAGACCUGGCCGCCCAUUACGUGCACAAGAACCCCAAGCUCAUGCUGCGCAGGACGGAGACCAUGGCGGAGAAGCUGCUCACCAACUGGGUGUCCAUCUGCCUCUACACCUUCCUGAGGGAGGUGGCAGGUGAGCCGCUGUACAUGCUCCUCCGGGCCAUCCAGUACCAGGUGGACAAGGGCCCAGUGGAUGCCGUGACGGGCAAGGCCAAGCGGACUCUGAACGACAGCCGCCUGCUGCGGGAGGACGUGGACUUCCGGCCCCUGACGCUCAUGGUGCUGCCUGGCCCGGGUGCUGGGGGGGCCACGGGGAGCAGCGCGGCGCAGUGUGUGCCCGCCCGGGUGCUCGACACGGACACCAUCUCCCAGGUCAAGGAGAAGGUGCUGGACCAAGUCUACAAGGGCACCCCCUUCUCCCAGAGGCCCUCAGCGCACACUCUAGACCUUGAGUGGCGCUCAGGCCUGGCUGGUCACCUAACCCUGUCGGACGAGGACCUGACCUCAGUGACUCAGAACCACUGGAAGAGACUCAACACCCUACAGCACUACAAGGUCCCGGACGGAGCCACUGUGGGGCUCAUCCCGCAGCUGCACAACGGAGGCGCCGUCUGCCAGAGCCUGUCCCGGAGCUGCCCCCCUGGCGACAACAUGCCCAUGCUGGACGACAGUGAGGAGGGUGGGGUCCGCCUCUGGCACCUGGUGAAAGCCACUGAGGAGCCGGAAGCAGCCCAGGCACGGCGCAGCAGCCUGAGGGAGCGGGAGCGGGAGCGGGAACGGGCGCGGGCCAAGGCCAUUCCAGAGAUCUACCUCACCCGCCUGCUCUCCAUGAAGGGCACACUGCAGAAGUUUGUGGACGACACCUUCCAGGCCAUCCUCAGCGUGAACCGGCCCGUGCCCAUCGCUGUCAAGUACCUGUUUGACUUCCUGGAUGAGCUGGCUGAGAAGCAUGGCAUCGAGGACCCGGAGACCUUGCACAUCUGGAAGACUAACAGCCUGCUGUUGCGGUUCUGGGUGAACACCCUGAAGAACCCACAGCUCAUCUUUGACGUGCGGGUGUCGGACAACGUGGACGCCAUCCUCGCCGUCAUCGCCCAGACCUUCAUGGACUCCUGCACCGUCUCAGAGCAUAAAGUGGGCCGGGAUUCCCCAGUGAACAAACUGCUCUACGCCCGGGAGAUCCCUCGCUACAAGCAGAUGGUGGAGAGAUACUACUCUGACAUUCGCCAGAGCUCUCCGGCGAGCUACCAGGAGAUGAACUCGGCUCUGGCCGAGCUCUCUGGGAAUUACACCUCCACCCCCCACUGUCUGGAAGCCCUGCAAGAACUCUACACCCACAUCCACAGGUACUACGACCAGAUUCCUCAGGGAGGUCUGGCUCCCCAGGCUGCUACUGAGCUGGAGGCAGGGCAGGGCCACUGGCCGAGGGCCGGGGCCUCAGGCGGGGCGCCUCCCCUGCCUUGGCAGGUCAUCAGUGCCCUGGAGGAGGACCCUGUGGGCCAGAAGAUGCAACUGGCCUGCCGUCUGCAGCAGAUUGCCGCCCUGGUGGAGAACAAGGUGACUGACUUGUGAGUUCGGGCAGCAGCAGGACCUGCCAUCUCAAUGCCUUCCCUGCCUCGACCCAGCAGGAGCCCUGGAUGCAGCCAGCGACCCAGGAGUGGCCGGCAGAGAGUGGGAGGGGCUCCCUGCUGCCUCCGCCCCGCCCCACCACCCUUCCCUCCUUCCCUGCCUGGGCUUCUUUCUAAUUUAUAGCGACCCUUUCUCCCUCCCCCACUGUAUUUAUGUGCUUGCUGGAGCAUCACAUCUGGAAAUAAAAUAGAAAUGUCUUUUUAGAAAAAGCCCAAUGCCCAGCCCCGCCUUCCCCCCCGUGAGUCUCCUCGGUGCCCUGGCACAGCCCUCCCCUCGGCGCCACAGCUAUGACUUCCCUACCUGCGAAAAAGAGGACCCCGAGGCCUUGCUCUCCCCUGACCCCUGCGGGAAAGGUGCUCCUGCUC